GGAGGGAAAGGGGACAUAAAAAGAUGUGUACAUGAAUCAAGUCUGUACAAUGAAUGUAAUCAUAUACUAUAAACAUGUAUCAAUAAAAAUAAAACUAAGAAGUAAAGUAAAAAUAAAAAAUAAAAAUGGCUAAUGUAUGAGUAUGUAUAAAUAUGAGUAAGUUAUUUAGAAAAUUGGGGGGGUUCCUAUAUACUUAGCAAAACACACUUUUAAAAAAUUAUUCUCGAGAGCGAGUGUGGUUGCAUCAACACCGGUACUUAGCUGUGGACCACCGUGUCCUUGGGGUAGAGAGCAGGACGUCUGGCUUCUGAGCUGGGACUUUUAUCUGUGGUAACGACGAAAGAGUGCUGAGCCUUGGACGCGGAAGCCGCAGCAGAUUUAAAAAUGGGUGAUGCAGAGAAAGGCAAGAAGAUUUUUGGUCAGAAGUGUGCCCAGUGCCACACUGUGGAGAAGGGAGGCAAGCACAAGACGGGGCCAAAUCUCCAUGGUCUGUUUGGGCGGAAGACAGGUCAAGCUGUUGGAUUCUCCUACACAGAUGCCAACAAGAACAAAGGCAUCUCCGGGGGAGAGGAUACAUUGAUGGAGUACUUGGAGAAUCCCAAGAAGUACAUCCCUGGAACAAAAAUGAUCUUCUCUGACAUUAAGAAGAAGGGAGAAAGGGCAGACUUAACAGCUUACCUCAAAACAGCUACUAAUGAGUAAUAGUCACUGCCUUAUUUAUUACAAAGCAGAAACGUCUCAUGGCUUUUUUAUGUUUACCAUAAUUUAAUAGAUCUCAUACACCAGAAUUCAGAUCAUGAGUG
This is a messenger RNA of Heterocephalus glaber (naked mole-rat), 803 nucleotides long. Lineage: Eukaryota; Metazoa; Chordata; Mammalia; Rodentia; Bathyergidae. The record is from RefSeq and is a predicted model, not a curated record.